This is a messenger RNA of Seriola dumerili (greater amberjack), 1327 nucleotides long. It is a transcript of the gene cops7a, whose product is annotated as COP9 signalosome subunit 7A. NCBI's taxonomy places the organism in Eukaryota, Metazoa, Chordata, Actinopteri, Carangiformes, Carangidae. Gene Ontology annotation, cellular component: COP9 signalosome. Gene Ontology annotation, biological process: COP9 signalosome assembly. The transcript is spliced from 8 exons. The record is from RefSeq and is a predicted model, not a curated record. The coding region runs from base 60 to 866 and encodes 268 amino acids.
UGCUGACGUGAGCUGAACAAUCGAGAGGGAGGCUACCUGCUAGAAACCAACACAACAAGAUGGAGGUGGACCAGCUCCUGUCUCUGUCCGGCUCAGCACUGGCCCAGGCUGUCAGCUCUCUGCUGGAAACCCCAGGCCUCUAUGUCUUCUCUGACAUCCUGGAGCUGCCUAAUGUCAGAGAGCUGGAGAAUGGCCCCCAUGCACCAGUGUACCAGCUCCUGAACCUCUUUGCCUAUGGAACCUACUGCGACUACAAAGAGAGAGCAGCCUCUCUUCCAGAGCUGACCCCCGCACAGAGAAACAAACUCCGCCAUCUGUCGAUCAUCAGCUUGGCUUCCAACCUCAAGUGCCUGCCAUACUCGCUCCUCCUGCAGCAGCUGGAGCUGAAGAAUGUGCGGGAGCUGGAGGACCUGCUGAUUGAGGCCGUUUACUGUGACAUCAUCCAGGGUAAACUGGACCAGAGGAACCAGCAGGUGGAGGUAGACUGCAGCGUGGGUCGUGACCUUGGCCCCAACGAGCUCCCAAACAUAAUCAACACGCUGCAGGAGUGGUGUACAGGGUGUGAGGCGGUGUUGUGUGGUAUUGAGGAGCAGGUCUCGAGGGCCAACCAAUAUAGAGAGAGCCAGCUUAAGGUCAAAGUCCAAGUGGAAACAGAGGUUUCAAACCUACAGAAAACGUUAAAGGCCAGCGCCGCCUCUCCAUCGUCAGGCCCCGCCCCAGCUGGAGCCGCCUCUAAUCAGGACGCAGACCAGCCUGCCGAGCCGCGAGACCCUGCCUCUUCUCAGGAACCUCGACAACCAGGCAAAAAAAGUUCAAAGGUGAAAGGGCUCCGCGGCAGCGGGAAAAUCUGGUCCAAGUCCAACUGAAGACGAGAUAGACAGCUGCGCUGAUGGACACUCUCACUGAUGAAUGGACACGUGGACAUGUUAACAGACAAAUGGGUACAUCAGACAAUGUGGCCGAUGCUCACGGACACCACUUAAAAACCAGGACGCUUCAUGGGAAUUUUUCUUGACACCUUAUCUCACCUUGACGGAUUCAGAAACACACACUGGCUGAUGCAUAUGACAGGUGCGACAUCCACUCUUGCAGUUGUUAAUAGCCUAUCAGGCGGACUCUAAGUGUAUAUACACACACAUAGCGCUUGUAACACAUGAAUACAGAACAGUCUGCGGCAGGAGUCAGUUGCCUUUGACCAGAAACAGGAUUAGUGUAUUUGACGCGUAUGUGUGUGUAUCUCUAUUGGUUUGAAAAAAUGUUCUUUUGGUUAAGGUUAAUUCUAUGUUGCUUUGUAUUUUCUUCUCUCUGCUGAGUUGAGACGUGUUAA